CUCCCGCCGUCGAUCGUCGCCAGAGGAAGAAGCGCCGUCGUCUCUGUUUCGCCUGAGUGCCGGAGAGGAGAAUCUCUCUCUGAAGGAGCUGGCCAUCGGAGCCGCGACCGGGUAGAAUUCGUGGCGAAGAAGUUCUGAUUUCAUUGUGAUCAAAAAAGUCUGGCUUAAAAAAGACCAGAAAUGAAAUAAGCAGCAGCUCGUCACCAUCAACAUCUGACAUGCUUUAGCCAAUAUUCAACUAAAGUAGAGACUUCCGCAAAAGAGAACUUCUGAGAACAUGAAUGCAUAUAUUUCAUUUCCAUCUCCUUUGAAGUUGCUGCUAUUGCAUCUCACUUGUGGACUAGGCCUAGCCUCAGGUUUUUGGGUGGCAUUAAAUGUUUAUUCACUUACGUUGAUCCAACAAUCAGUACAAACACUUCUAAUAGUUUGGGUUGUUGAAGCUUCUAUCGUGAUCCCUAUCUACAGUCUAUUUAGGCUCAAUCCCGAUCAAUGCUCUUAUAUAAAAGCCAUAAUGAGAGGGCUGUUGAGUCUUCCUGCUGGUGCUCUAUUGAAUGCUUUUGGAGCGAUUAUAUUGGGUGCACCUGUUGGAAUCCAGCACUUUAUGAAGACAGUUAACUGGAGUCUUCUGAUGUCGGUUUUUACAUUUGCCCCUGCAGCUUCUGUCUAUGGCACAUCUUGGAAUGAUUGGCUCCGGAUAUUUGCUCACACAAAGCCUGUUGGAUUUACAGAUUUUAUGAUCUCAUUUCCUGCAUAUGGAUCAGUUAUUGGGGCUUGGUUUGGUGCUUGGCCUAUGCCUCUCGACUGGGAAAGACCUUGGCAGGAGUGGCCAAUUUGCGUGACUUACGGGGCCAUUCUCGGGUAUUUGAUUGGAAUGGCAGCAUCAGUUGGGUUCAGUUUCUUUCACAGUCAUCUGCAGCCGAAAAGAAAAGAGGACUAAUGUUUUGUUAGGUGUGAAAAAGGAAGUGAGAUACUGAAGCCAAGACUUGCUGCCUAUCUUCUGGAACAAAAGGUAUCUGGUAAUCUAAACAAAUAUGCACGCAUACAGACAUUGUUUGGAUUUGUUCACUCUGUGUGUGUCAUUAUAUAUAUAUAUGAAUAUAUAUGCAUUUUGAUUUUUUUUUUUUUUUAUAUAAUAGUUGUUGGAUGCAAUACUUUAUAUAAAAAAUUGGUAUACUUUUAUUGACAAUCAUAGAAGUUGUGCAUUACAAAAAAAUUGAAAAUAGCCAUUUCUGGUUUUGGUUUAUUAGUUGUUGGAUGUAAUCUUGCACUUUUUGGUGAAAUUUUGUUUCUUAAGUGAGAAGCACUUGUAAGUGCUUGUGAACUUUAGUCUUUUAUU
Messenger RNA from Andrographis paniculata, 1336 nucleotides. RefSeq lists its product as uncharacterized. Bases 278 to 937 code for a protein of 219 amino acids. Lineage: Eukaryota; Viridiplantae; Streptophyta; Magnoliopsida; Lamiales; Acanthaceae. The record is from RefSeq and is a predicted model, not a curated record. The transcript is spliced from 10 exons. Gene Ontology annotation, biological process: GPI anchor biosynthetic process. Gene Ontology annotation, cellular component: endoplasmic reticulum membrane.